AGUACGGCCGGAGGCGCAUGGAGGGCUCCUCGGAGGGGAAAGCGCCCGCGGGGGCACUAGCAGCCGUGCUAAAGCACAGCUCAGCCCUACCACCCGAGAGUGCACAGGUCCGGGGCUAUGACUUCAGCCGCGGCGUAGACUACCACUUGCUAAUGGAGGCUUUCGGAACCACCGGCUUUCAGGCUACCAACUUCGGACGUGCAGUGCAGCAAGUGAACGCAAUGAUUGAGAAGAAACUGGAACCUUUGUCGGAGGAGGAGGACCAGCAUGCAGACCUGACCCAGAGCCGCCGCCCGCUCACCGGCUGCACUAUUUUUCUGGGCUACACGUCCAACCUCAUAAGUUCAGGAAUCCGUGAGACCAUCCGCUACCUUGUACAGCACAACAUGGUGGAUGUCCUGGUGACCACGGCUGGGGGCGUGGAAGAGGAUUUAAUCAAAUGCCUGGCACCCACAUACCUGGGCGAAUUUAGCCUCAAGGGAAAGGAGCUCCGGGAGAAUGGGAUCAACAGGAUUGGGAACCUAUUGGUGCCUAAUGACAAUUACUGCAAAUUUGAAGACUGGCUGAUGCCCAUUUUGGACCAGAUGGUGCUAGAGCAGAACACCGAGGGUGUGAAGUGGACACCAUCCAAGAUGAUCGCCCGGCUUGGCAAGGAGAUCAACAAUCCUGAGUCAGUGUAUUACUGGGCCCAGAAGAACCACAUUCCUGUGUUCAGUCCAGCGCUCACAGAUGGCUCACUGGGCGACAUGAUCUUCUUCCAUUCUUACAAGAACCCUGGCCUGGUCCUGGACAUUGUUGAAGACCUGAGGCUCAUCAAUACACAAGCCAUCUUUGCCAAGCGCUCUGGAAUGAUCAUCCUGGGUGGAGGCCUGAUCAAGCAUCAUAUUGCCAAUGCCAACCUCAUGCGGAAUGGGGCUGACUAUGCAGUCUACAUCAACACGGCCCAGGAGUUUGAUGGCUCCGACUCAGGUGCCCGGCCAGAUGAGGCUGUCUCUUGGGGCAAGAUCCGGGUGGAUGCACAGCCUGUGAAGGUCUAUGCUGAUGCCUCCCUGGUCUUCCCCUUGCUUGUGGCUGAAACCUUUGCUCAGAAAGUAGAUGCCUUCGUGCCUGAGAAGAACGAGGACUGAGCAGUUGAUGCCCCAGGGAGGUCUCACCCUGCCUAUAUUUAUUAGUUUGAAAACCCAGCCCCUUGCCCCUCUCUGGUCACCACUGUGUCCGACAUAAAAAUGAUCUCAGUCUUCCUUC
Chrysochloris asiatica (Cape golden mole) is the source of this 1245-nucleotide messenger RNA. It is a transcript of the gene DHPS, whose product is annotated as deoxyhypusine synthase. The record is from RefSeq and is a predicted model, not a curated record. Lineage: Eukaryota; Metazoa; Chordata; Mammalia; Afrosoricida; Chrysochloridae. Bases 18 to 1127 code for a protein of 369 amino acids. Gene Ontology annotation, biological process: peptidyl-hypusine biosynthetic process. Gene Ontology annotation, molecular function: deoxyhypusine synthase activity. The transcript has 9 exons. Gene Ontology annotation, cellular component: cytoplasm.